Molecule: messenger RNA, 921 nt
Organism: Drosophila busckii
Lineage: Eukaryota; Metazoa; Arthropoda; Insecta; Diptera; Drosophilidae
Product: mitogen-activated protein kinase kinase kinase 7
Exons: 5
Coding region: 28-921 (297 amino acids)
Biological process (GO): positive regulation of canonical NF-kappaB signal transduction; protein phosphorylation; JNK cascade
Molecular function (GO): MAP kinase kinase kinase activity; magnesium ion binding; ATP binding
Source: RefSeq, a predicted model, not a curated record
GUAGUCAAAGAAUAACAUACAUUAAUAAUGGAUUUUGUAGACAAUGUGCACAAAAAGAAUAUAACUAUAGAAAAAAAAAUAGGUUACGGUUCAUUUGGUGAUGUCUUUAAAGCGAUUUGGGGACAACGCAUUGUAGCUGUUAAAUCUAUUGAUUAUCAUGAUGAGAAAACAAAGCAGAAAGUAGAUAAGGAAGUAAAACACCUAUCGACUGUUUGCCAUGAAAAUAUUAUAAGAUUAUACGGCGUUAGCCUUGACGCGCAGGCUCAAAAAACUCUUUUAAUAAUGGAAUAUGCUGAGAAUGGUUCGUUAUAUGAUUAUUUACAUAACAGCCAACGUAGCGUUGCAUAUGAUGGUUUACUUAACUGGAUGCUACAGUUGGCCAAGGGCUUGGCAUAUUUGCAUGGCAGAGAACCAAAAAUUAUGCAUCGCGAUGUUAAGACUAAGAAUAUGGUGCUCACCAAUCAAUGUCUUACAUUAAAGAUUUGUGAUUUUGGUUUGGUUAGGGCAGUAGCCACGAAUAAUACCCGUGAAGUUGGCACUAUAGCAUAUCAAGCACCAGAACUCGCGUCUACAACUAGUUACGAUGAAAAGUGCGAUGUUUAUAGCUUUGGUAUAGUGCUAUGGGAAGUAAUGUCUAGAAAGCAGCCAUUUAAAGAUCUUAAUGCUCUUACCAUCAUAAAUUUAGUUAAUAAUGAACUGAAGCGUCCGGAUAUAGCUGAAGUCAAGCCUUAUAAAAACUCAGGCCACAUAAGAGAAUUGAUAAAGCUGUGUUGGCAACAGGAUCCUUCGAAACGUCCCAGCAUGAAGGGCCUGGCAUUUAUUUUAAGCAUUGAUCCACAAUCUUGUCCGCAAGAUUUAAUACUUAAGCUCAAAUAUUUACCACCAGCUGACAUUGCGUAUUAUCCGCAAGAAAAACAUUAA